Molecule: messenger RNA, 1450 nt
Organism: Parasteatoda tepidariorum (common house spider)
Lineage: Eukaryota; Metazoa; Arthropoda; Arachnida; Araneae; Theridiidae
Source: RefSeq, a predicted model, not a curated record
UCGGAAUGUAAAUUAUUGAUUCGCGGAAGUCCGCGAAACAACGGUCUUGAUAUUCGCGGACUUAGUCAAAGAAUAUGCAUCAAAAAGUACGCGUAAAAAAUCUCACCAAAAAGUACGAAGAAUCGCCAAAAGUGGCACGUGAACACUAUGGAAAUUCCCGUUGGAAACAUGGAAUGGAAAGAGAAUGAAGAAAUGGUCAUCUGCAUCACUUUCCUUUCGCGAUGUUGAGGACGGAAGCUAUGUAGCAUGUCUUCUUCAAACAGCCAUGAGGACCUCUUUACCUGAUGACUUUGUUCAACCCCGAAGACCUUAAUUGAUUACCGGUGAGAAAGCGCAAUGCCGAUCUUUUUCAUCACGUUUCAGUGGUUUCUAUUUUGGAUAAGCUUAAUAUGGCCAAGUAAUAUGGUACAAGGAAAUGUGAUCCAAUAUGGGAUGAGAAUAAAACCAACAAAGAGAAUUGUGCCAUACAUUCAAAAUUCUGCCAACUGCUUAACAUGCAACAAAACCAGUACACUAAAAUCAAAAAGUGAGAAAGAAAACAGUAUUCCAACCAAUAAUGAUAAAACUCCUGUAAAUCCUCUGGUCAAAAUUCAACAGACUAAUUCACCAAUAUAUUCAGCAUAUCCGCGACAAAAUUCCAGCAAUGGAGCAACCUUCUUUUUCACACAACUGGAGCCUCAUCGCUUCGAGUACCGUGCCAUGUUUCAGCAUCGACGCAAUGACUUUCAACCAUUUGUUCAUGAAUUUCAGCCAUUUAGUAGAGACUAUCCACCACUACCUAAACUGUCAUCACUAUCAGACUUCACAGAUUUUUUCCAUAACAAUGACCCUUUUCCUAAACUUCCAGAUUUUCCUAAUACCAAUGAACAUUUUCCCAAAAUUGCUGACUUUGCCAACAAGAAUGAGCAUUUUCCCAAAAUUGCUGACUUUGCCAACAAGAAUGAACAUUUUCCUAAAAUUCCAGACUAUAACAACAAUCAUUUCCCAAAAAUCCCUGAUUUCAUUAACAACAAUGAACCGUUCGCAAAAUUACCAGAAUUUACUUUCCCAACUCUUUCACCUGAAGUAAAAAGGGUAUGGAAUCAAGUUCCUGUGUUACAACCACCACCUAAACCAAUAAUAGAAGUUGAUAAUCCACUGAUUAAAAACUAUGAUGUAGUUUUAGGUCAAGUAACUUACCCCAAAAUAUUCAGAUUUAAUGAAGAAAGGAUUAAUAUUGAAGACUUUGACCGACAGAAAAAAUUAAGAUAUUUCAAUUUGGCAAAGCAUGGUGAUGUUUCAGACACAGAAAAUGUAAAACGUGAUCAUUUAUUAAUUCUACAUGGAGGUAUCUUUACAGUGAAAGAACCGCCCUUGUUUAAUAAGCAUUUUAAAAAGAGACGAAAGUUAAAUGCAUUUAAACGACAUGCAAAUCUGUAAAUAUAAAAAAUUUUGGAGCCAUAUAAUUAAU